AUGUCUUUAUCACGCAUGGCCUCUCUUAUGCCUAGUGAUCGACCAUGGUCAUCAGCUGGCUUAGUAUUCUCAUCGGCAAUUUCUGUUCUUUUUCAUUUAAACAAUAAACUUGCAUCAACAAUCAUUGAAUGUGCUCGAGAAAACAAUGUUACCGUUGCCAAUCUCUGUCUAGCUUGUCACUUUGCUUUCCUGAUCGAAUUGACCGGCGAAUACGAUCUCGGAGUAGUAUGUACUAUGGCCGGCCGACCUCUUGAACCAGAAGCUGCCAAUAUUCUUGGUCCUUUUGCCGAUUAUAACGUAAUCCGUGUCACUCUCGACAAGAAAACAAAUCCAACAUUUAUAACUCUUAUUAGACAAACACAUGCAGUCAUGACGGAAUCAUUCGAUCAUUUAUUUGCCGAACAGGAUCCUCUUACGUUUGAACUUGCAGAAUGUAUGGGCGGCAUUCAGCCGAUAUCCAGUUUUCAAUUUGACGAAAAGCUUCGAGAUAUUACUCUCGAUAAGAAUGUUCGACUGCAUUGUCUUGAUCCUUCAGAUAAUAUGUCAAUACCAGCAUGGUGGAGUGUGGCGGCAUUGCAUCCAUUUUCAUCUGUCGUCACCUACGAUCAAGAAUCUGCCGAGUUCUCUUAUGUAUUCGAAUUCUCUACUGUUUUUUAUGAGCGACCGACAGCAGUACGUAUAAUCAAAUGA
Molecule: messenger RNA, 690 nt
Organism: Rotaria sp. Silwood2
Lineage: Eukaryota; Metazoa; Rotifera; Eurotatoria; Philodinida; Philodinidae
Source: the annotation of a GenBank genome assembly